Aureococcus anophagefferens is the source of this 3531-nucleotide messenger RNA. RefSeq lists its product as hypothetical. The coding region runs from base 1 to 3531 and encodes 1176 amino acids. Lineage: Eukaryota; Pelagophyceae; Pelagomonadales; Pelagomonadaceae. The transcript is spliced from 7 exons. The record is from RefSeq and is a predicted model, not a curated record.
AUGCCGCCGCGCUGGCUGUCGCUGUGCUGGCUCUGCGCGUUGCGGCGACCGCGCGCCGCGCCCCUCGGCGGCCGCGGCUUCCUCUUCGCGUCGGACGAGGCGGACCUGCUGCUGACGGCGGCCGCGCGGCUCAAGGCCGUGGUGCCCGGCGCGCGCGUCGCCGCGGUCUGCGACGCGACGGGCGCGGCGGUCAUCGCGGCGGCGGAGACGGCCGCGCGCGAGACGCUCUUCGACGCCGUCAUCGUGACGGCCGCGGUCUCGCGGCCGGAGGCGCUGAACGCGACGCCCUUCGACGCCACGGUCGCCUUCGACGCCGACGGCCUGGCCUGCGACGGCUUCGGCGCGGCGCUCGACGGCGACGUCUGGCCGGCGCUCGCGGACGCGGACGUCGUCGGCGUCUUGGACGCCGAGGUGCCGGCGUCGAAGGUCCGCGCGAAGCGCUACCCGGCCCGCGACGUCUACAAGUGGUCCGACACCUUCCUCGCCUUUGCGCGCACCGCGGAGACGGCGCGGCUCUUCGAGGCCUGGCGCGCCGCGGGCGACCUGCGGCGGUCGCUCGCGGAGCGCGCGGUCUACGGGUCCCUCCGGACGGCGCUCCUGCGGCCCGCGCCCAACUGCGCCGCGCCGACGUACCAGUGCGGCGACAACGCCUGGAACCCGCGGGGCGCGCGGGCCUGCGCCGUCGUGCACGGCCGCGCGUUCAACGACAAGGACCGCGAGGCCGCGGAGUCGCUCGACCGGCGGCCGCCGGGCGGCGCCGCGGCGGUCGUGGCGCGGAAGGGCCUCCUGCUCCGCGAGGGCUACGCGACGGACAGCGACAAGGUCUGCGAAGCGCGCAAGGGGUCGUUCGUGGUGGCCCUGGGCCCGCAGCGCGACGUCGGCGGCGUCUGCCGCCUCGAGGUCGUGACGCCGGAGGGCCUGCGGGGCUGGUGCAGCCUCAAGGCGCAGCUCCUGGCGCCGCGCGACGACGGCGAGCAGCCGAGCGCCGAGGAGGCCAUGGCCGAGCUCGUCGUCGCCGCGCUGUCGUCGCGCGCGCACCGCGAGCUCGCAAUCGAGCAGCUCAUGUUCAUGGGCGGCGAGCGCGGCGCCGCGGGCGCGCGGGCGGCGCGGGGGCUCGUGGCCAUCGCGAGCUCGGCGUCGGGCUUCGAGGUGGCGUCGUCGCGGCCGGGCGCGCGCGACCGGGCCUGCGCGGUCGCGCUCCUCGGAUGGAGCGGCUCGGACCUCUGCGACCUGGACCUGCCCGCGGCGGUCUACGCGGCCAAGUGGCCCACGGCGGACAUCAUCCGCUACGUCGAGCCGACGCUCGUCCAGGCGCCCCUGCGCUGCGUCGCGGCCGGCGAGCGCGCGCUCCUCGACGCGCGGCUCCGGGCGGCGGUCUUCGAGAGCUGCCCGGCGUCGGACGAGCCGUCGUCCGCGGAGCUCGCGGCGACGCUCGACGAGCUCCUCGCGGAGCUCGCGGACCCGGACGCGACGCUCAAGCGCUUCGACGCCUACGACGCGCUCGUCGCCGAGGCGGACCGCGCCGCGCGCGACGCGGUGCCGGGUCUCGAGGCCGCCGUCGCGCAGGCGCGCUUCGGCGACGACUUCCCGAGCGGGCCGCGCCAGGGGGGGCGCGUGCCGGGCAUCCCGUCCCUCUUCCUCGUGCCGGCGGGCGACCCCCUCGUGAAGGAGUUCCUCGACGCGCGCGGCGCGGCCGCGGCGCGCGACGGCCUCCAGCGCCGCGACUCGACGGCGAUCUUCGACGGCGGGACGCGGCGCGGCGACCACGACCCGGACGCCUACGGCCGGGCCAUCACGUCCUUCCUCGCGGGGCCCUGCGGCCUGCCGACGGUGCGGGCCGCGGCGCCCGCGCCGGGCCGCCGCGACCGCGCGUCGCACCUCUCGCUCGCGCCGAGCCUCGCGCUCGAGGGCCCGCCGCCCGCGAGCCCCCGGAGCCCGCUGACCCUCGACGUGUCGCCGCCGCCGGACGCGAGCGACGACGACGACGCGCCGACGAGCGACGCGCGGUCGCCGCCGCUCGCGCGCCGCGGCCUCGUCGCGCCCGCGGCGCUCCCGUCGCCGUCGCGCCUGUCGCCGGCGAGCCUGUCCCGGGACCUGCCGCCCUCGUGGGCGCCGCUGUUCCCGCGCCUGACGAAACUGGACUGCGGCACGAACGCGAGCAACCACGCGCUCCGCGUCGACCGCGUCGUCAAGGCGCUCGAGGCCCUGCCGGACGUCGCGCACGUGGACUUCGACGGCGUGUCGCUCGGCGCGGGCGAUCUGCCGCGCAUCGUCGACGCCGCCGGCGACCGCCUCGUGACGAUUGAUUUCGAGGACGCCUGCGUGCCCGUCGGCGACCUCGUCGACUGCUGCGCGCGGUGCCCGCACCUGCGGCGCCUCACGCUUCCCUGCACGACGGGCUGCCCGGACUUGGAGCGGCGUCUGGGCGACGUCGCGGCGGCGGCGCCGAAGCUCGCGGGCUGCAUCCUGCCCGAGGCUGUGCCCGAGGACAGCUGCAUCGGCGACGAGGACCUCGAGCCCUUUUUCGCGGGGCUCGCGCUGACGCACUGCGAGAUCCGCCUCAGCGACUACGCGACGAACGCGGCGCUCUAUUGCCUGUUGAACGGGCCGUCGCGCGAGACGCUCCGCAUCUUCUCGGUGGAGCACGCGCCGGGCGUCACGAUCCGCGGCGUGCUGGCCGUGGUCAUGGACUGCCCGAGGCUGUCGCACCUGCGCUGGGUCGCGAGCCGCGACUCGGAAGAUCUGGUGGACGACCUCGAGACGAUCCGCGAUGUGCUGGCGCCGAAGCGCUUCCACCUCCCGCGCUGGCCCGGGCGGAGGAAGUCGAAGACGGACGUGGCCGACGCGGAGGUCGCCAUCGCCGUCUUCUUCGACGUCGUGCUGAAGGCGCGCGGGGGCGGCGCGCUGAUCGAGCUUUCGCGCCGUAUUAGCUACACAGUUCACACGAAGAUGAAUUGGAACGCGUUCCUGCUCCUCGCGCUCGGCGUCGUCGCGAAUGCGUCGGUGUUCGACGGCCUCGAGGGGUCCGACGCCAGCCCCGAGGCGGUCCCGUCCGACGACGCCGAGGACGCGGACGUCGAUGGUCUACCGGGCGUCGAGGACUCGGCCCGCCAUCUCUCGGAAGCGUGCGCGGACUCGGAGACGUGGUACCAGGGCACGAAGAAGUGGAAGACCUGCGCGUGGGUCGGCAAGUCGCCCGCGAAGCGCUGCAAGGCCGCCUGGGUCAUACACGGCGUCAAGGCCAAGGUCGCCUGCCCCGUGGCGUGCGGCAUCUGCCCCACGACGUUCUGCGCGAUUGAGCAUGAAUCGUGCCGAUUCGGGUCACUGACGAACUACGCCAUCAUGCACGGCUGCGGAACGCACGAGCUCCCGCGAAAUCAGGACAUGGCAUGGAUCGUCGCCUUCGUCAAGUUCCCGCCGUUCAAGGACGCCGAGGGCAAAUUCGACCACACGCAACACUGCUACAUCUGCAAGCGCUCGCCGCCCGCGACCAGGGCGGCUACACCUUCGUCGAGCACGACAAGGCGGUAG